This is a messenger RNA of Penicillium oxalicum, 6936 nucleotides long. RefSeq names its product CCR4-NOT core subunit CDC39. The transcript has 4 exons. Lineage: Eukaryota; Fungi; Ascomycota; Eurotiomycetes; Eurotiales; Aspergillaceae. The record is from RefSeq and is a predicted model, not a curated record. Gene Ontology annotation, molecular function: molecular adaptor activity. The coding region runs from base 1 to 6936 and encodes 2311 amino acids. Gene Ontology annotation, biological process: nuclear-transcribed mRNA catabolic process, deadenylation-dependent decay. Gene Ontology annotation, cellular component: P-body; CCR4-NOT core complex.
AUGACCUUCCCUCCCCCUCACCCUUCCGCCCAAUCGUCGAUUGCUUCUGGCACCGAUAAACCUUCUUCGACCAGGACCGAGAUUGGUGCCUGGGGUCGGACUUCCUCUCAGUCUGGGACUCGUCGUGGAUUGACUCCUCUUGCUACGAAUCUUGCUUCGUCUACAGCUUCGUCCGCAUCUGCCCGGGGCUUGGAGGCAGGCCCUGGGGCAUCAACGCCUUCUUCAUUCUCUGCAGUUCUGAGCGCGUCCAGGGGUUUGUUUGGGGCAAGCCCAAAGCCCAACUCCGCUUUCACUCCGUUGCAGUCGGGCUCACAGCAACAAGCUCAAUCCCUCUCCUCACCAAAGUUCCGUGCCCAUACUCCCUCAGGCUCCCACUUCUCUGCUACAACAGGUUCCAUUCCAGCAAGUGGAGGAAUCGGGGCUGGUGGUGUUCCUGCAUCUUCUAGAGGUGCUGCUUUUUCACCGCUCUCGUCCGGCACAACGGUGAAUUCGCCCACGGGCUUCGCUCCUGACAAAGCAGGCUCCUCAACUGCGCAUUCGAGCCAAUCGUCCCUCACCAAGAUCUCGAUUGCUCAGGUAUUCCUGCUGCUGGAUUCGAUCUCUGAGAAAGAAGGCAAGGAAAAGUGGGAAACCAAAGCUGCUCAGAUUCACAAGCUUGUCUCAUCGAACGGAAUGGAGGCCUUUUCAAAGUACUUCCGCCGUCUGUUGACAGGCAAUGCCCCGCAGAUUUUCCCGGGUGUAAACAAAUCUGUUGAAAAUGCGAGCAACUACCCACUUUUGGUGCAAGAGAUGCAGAAAGUCGCAGUGGACAUUGAACAGGCCCAGAAAAUUGCGGAGACCGUGGACAUGUCAGAGGGCGAUAUCUUCCGUGACUUUGAUCUCUCAACGUUCCUGGAUCAUUUCCGCCUAGAUCCUGUGCUGAAGGUCUCACUAGCAUUGGCUUUCAAGUUGACGAGCAAAUCUGACCUCCGGGCUAAAGCCGAUGCUAUCCUCUCCAACUCCCUCACUCCGUUCCUCUCGAGCUUGGCAAAUCCUUCAGAAGCGACCAAGGAUUUCCCGCAUUCUUUCCUUGGAAUGACCAUUGAGCGAUUCAUCCUAUACCCUCCACGAAAUUUCACCAACGAAAUCAAGGCGAAGCUGGUCUACGCAACCAAUCUCAGAUUCCAGAAGCUGGUCAUGGACAUGCCUUUUGAGGUCUCAUCGGCUUUGCAAAUGUUCCUCUUCGUUGACCCCGAAUACGCCCUGGUGCGACAGCUUCAUGCCAAGGGUCCUCGCGCGACGGCCAGCGCAGAGGUGCUUACGGAUGUGAUAAAUGCGGCAGGCCAGGACAGUUGGAACGAGCAGCAUCUUGCUAGUGCUAUGCUUUUCAUGGUUCUAUCGCAGUACUGGCAACAAUUCUCCCUCGAGAACCUCCUAAGUGCAUACAUAGGAAAACCAAUUAAUUGGGGACUGGUCCUGGGGAACUUCGACCGCGAGGGUUUGCGGCUGGAUCCAAAACAAUUCUCAAAAUUGUUCGAUCUUCUGGCCACAGUUGCCGCCAAGGAUUCGUCCCUGGAUUUGCAGAAGCUAUUUGGCGGAGAUUGGGAGCACCGUGACGCGCAAAUGUCUCUCUUGACGGCGUUUAUCGUCGCUCGCACAGAUCCAUCCUUGAUUCCAAGCCUGCGCCCUGCAUUCCCAGCAGAUCUCUUCGAAGAUAGCUCGGAGACCGUCAAAGCACUAUCGGAGCGUGCGGUCAAAUCUCCGCUUCGAUGCUUGGAUGCCAUCAAAGCAAUCUUUGACGUUGCUCUGUUCUCCCAGUCCUCAUGGGCUGCGGCGGAGAGCCAGCUUCUCAUCAAGGCUGUCGUCCAGUUCGAUCUUCCAAUCUUCCUCAUCUCCGCAUUGGCAAUCAAGCAGCCUUGGACUGAUGUCCAGACAACCUUCAUUGUCCGUACAUUCAUCGUUUUCCUUGGAAAACAAGAAGAAGGGUUCCAGCUGGCCCUCGAUGGAGCUUGGCGCCAGGAUCGGCAAUGGGUUGCCGCAAAGCUUUUCGAGGCCUUCACCCAAGAUCCUACCACCACUGCAAUGAUCUACGAACACGCUGCUGAAUAUGGAUGGCUCGAAUAUCUUCUUACGUUCUCCAACGGCCUCGCUCUCGAUCUUGCCUGCUAUUGUCACCGGAAGAACAACCUUGACCUCGAGCAAUGGGUUCGCAAUGCUGCCCAGAAAGGCCACCAUGUGAACAUGGGCGAUCUUCUCUCCAAGUUCCUUCGGAUCAAGGCGGAAGACGAGCUUCACGUACAAAGGAAAGAGCAGCCUGUCCCACAGAUGGUCAGCCUGUCAGUCAAAACCGUCUACACACUUCUAUCCGUGUUGGAGGAAUACGUUGGAGACCGUGAGAACUUGACUCCCGUUCAGCGCAUUUGCAUUCAGACCUAUCCGCGAUUGAUCAACUAUGGGGAAGGCUUUGACGACAUCAUUGACGCCAACGGUGAAUCUGGAAAUUCGCUUCCAGAGGCGAUCGACAAACAGAUGCAAGAAUUAUUCGGGAAGAUGUAUCACGAGGAGCUGUCAUUGCGCGAAAUGUUGGAAUUGAUGCGCCAGUAUAAAUCUUCGCGUGAGCCCACCGAGCAAGAUCUAUUUGCAUGCAUGGUGCACGGCUUGAUCGACGAAUAUCACUGCUACCAUGAAUACCCCCUCGAGGCAUUGACCAAGACAGCUGUCAUGUUUGGUGGUAUUAUCAACUUCCGGCUCGUGGACGGGAUCACCCUCAAAGUUGGGCUUGGCAUGAUCCUCGAGGCUGUUCGGGAGCACGAAGUGCACGACCCGAUGUUCAAAUUUGGAGUUGAGGCUAUUGAGCAGCUGAUCAACCGGCUUGGCGAGUGGGCUGGAUUUUGUCACCUUCUUCUUCAGAUCCCGACUCUUCAGGGAACCCCCAUCUUCCAGAAAGCCGAAGAAGUGCUGCGCGAACAAGGCUCACAGCCUGGCGAUAGUGAGCGAUUUGAUGAUUUCGGACCCGCAGCCCUACCCAAUGGCAACAGUGACGACUUGUCGGCCCCUGAUGGUAGCAUGAGAAAGUUUCGCUCUAUCUCAGUGGAUCCGCCUAUUCGCUCGGACAUCUAUCGUGAUCCCGAUGAAGACAUCCAGGAUAGAAUACUCUUUGUUUUGAACAAUGUUUCAGAACAGAAUCUGGACGAAAAGCUCCGGGAUCUGCGCGAUGUCCUCCGUGACCAUCAUCAUCAAUGGUUUGCGGCGUAUCUCGUUGAGGAACGUGCCAAGUUACAACCUAACUUCCAGCAACUCUAUCUUGAUCUUCUAGACAGGAUCGAUGAUAGGAUACUGUGGGCUGAGGUCCUCCGGGAGACUUAUGUCAGUCUUUCUCGACUCCUGAACUCCGAAUCUACCUUAACCUCCUCCACUGAUCGAGGCCAUCUCAAAAAUCUUGGUGCCUGGCUAGGGUCUCUGACUAUCGCGAAAGACAAGCCCAUCAAGCACAAGAAUGUAUAUUUCAAAGGGUUGCUUUUGGAAGGAUAUGAUACCCAGCGUUUGAUGGUCACAAUUCCUUUCACCUGCAAGGUUCUUGUGCAGGCCACGAAGUCCAGGGUCUUCAGACCUCCUAACCCCUGGCUGAUGGAUAUAUUGGGUCUGUUGUUGGAACUUUAUCAUUUCGCCGAACUCAAACUCAACCUCAAAUUCGAAAUCGAGGUUCUGUGCAAGGAUCUUGACCUCGAUCACAAGACCAUUGCUCCUGCUGUCAUCAUCCGUGACCGCAGCGCGCACAUCAAUGACGAAGGCGUGCUUCCAGCAGCGGCCGCUAUCCCAGAGGGACUCGAGCCCUUCAACGAUUUGGCUAUUGGCCCUCUCAGUCAAGGCAUUCAAAAUGAGCGUUUGUCGCCCGCAGCGAUCAUGUCUACCUUGCCUAGCCUUGAGAAGAUCCUUGUACUGCCCCCAUCCGCGAGCAGCAUGGUUGAUGCUAGUGUCCUUCGACAAAUUGUCCACACUGCCGUGGAACGUGCCAUCGCCGAAAUCAUAACCCCUGUCGUGGAACGCUCGGUCACCAUCGCUUCUAUUUCCACCGUCCAACUGGUCUCGAAGGACUUUGCUACAGAGCCCGACGAGGAGAAGGUCCGCCAGGCGGCUGGCAUCAUGGUCAGACAGCUGGCUGGAAGUCUUGCUCUUGUCACCUGCAAGGAGCCGCUCAAGGUCAGCAUGACCAACUACAUUCGCGUUAUUCAGCAAGAAUACUCCGAUCAGCCAAUGCCUGAAGGCCUCGUUCUUAUGUGUGUGAACGACAACCUGGACGCUGCAUGUGGCAUCGUGGAGAAAGCAGCCGAGGAAAAGUCACUGCCAGAGAUUGAAAAAGUCAUUGAGCCUCAGCUUGAGGCUCGACGACGCCACUUGGCAACGCGACCCAAUGAACCUUUCGUGGACCCGUCUAUGAAUCGGUGGGGCCUUUUCAUUCCAGAGCCCUACCGGCAAAUGCCCGGGGGCCUGAACAAAGAACAAUUUGCGAUCUAUGAGGAAUUUGCUCGUCAGUCUCGUGGGCCAGUAUCUGCUCACCCCCAGAACGUGUCCGCGGAUUCUGGGCGUCAAAUCCCAGAUGUGCUGCAAGAGGCAUUCCCUCCUCCAAUUCCUAAUCUUUCCACCCCUGCGGAGCAGCCGGCUAUCCCUCACCGCACCCCGCAGCCCCAGAAUGCAGUUACGCAAAUGGGACUUCCUUCGAAUGGCUUCCUUGAGGCUCAGAGCCCACGGGAACGCGUGGAUGCCAUGAUCUCUGAACUGCAAAUUUCCUGCCGAAACGUCCCCGAGGAGCAUGUCAAGGAUCUUAGUCGUGACAGCACUGUCCUUCAAGAAUACAACCAAAUUCUGCGUGCUAUUCUUGCCUCGCCCAACGGAGAGGAACUUGCUCGUCUGACCUCGUUGAAGAUCUGCACAACCUUGUACUCUCAGUCUUCUGGUUCGUUGGAGAUUGAAGUGCUCGUUCAUUUACUUGCCAAGCUCGGUGACAUGUCAACAUUGAUCUCGCGAUACACCUGGGCGCUACUCUCUGAGGUUGACGAUGAGCAUUUGUUCAACAUCCCCGUUACUGUUGCCCUCAUCGAUGCUGGUCUGCUAGACAUUCGCCGAGUUGACAUGGUCCUGACCCGCUUGAUCCUACAAAAGAACAUCACUGCCAUCGAGCUUCUCGACAAUCUCAUGAGCCGACUGCUCUUUAACGACGAGCCGACUGCACUUCGAUCUGACUUUGGAGGAAGUCUCGAAGCUAUGAGCCAAUGGCUCGCCGAAGAUGGGAACGUUGCUCCUGCGUUGGAUAUUGUUCGCAAGCUUCGAGAUGCGGGAAUUCCCGAAGUAGUCGCACCAUUGCUCACAGAUCAGGCUCGAUCGAAGCGUGAUCAGAUGGAGUACAUCUUCAGUGAAUGGAUCGGCGUCUACAGGGGCUCGAAUGCCAGCGAGCGCACUUACUUGUCCUUCCUGCAGGACAUGCACAACCGCCAGGUCAUGAACACUCAAGAGGACUCCACCCUUUUCUUCCGCCUAAGCAUCGACAUUUCGGUUGUCAUGUUUGAAAACGAGUCACAAAACCCCAACGGCAGUCUCGAUGAAGCCUUCCUCUACAUUGAUGCCCUCGCGAAGCUGAUUGUUCUUCUCAUUAAAUACCAAGGAGAGGCUACCGGUUCAGUUCGGGCUGAUAAACCGUCCUACUUCAACUCGAUUCUCUCCGCGCUGGUGUUGGUACUGAAUAACCAUCAAGUUAUGAGAGGAGAGGCUUUCAACCAGCGAGUGUUCUUCCGCUUAUUCUCGACCAUCCUAUGUGAAUAUUCCAUCGCUGGUCUUCAGCAUCAUGAGCAGCACCAGGGUAUGAUCUUCGCCCUGGCCAACAAGUUCUUGAGCCUUCAGCCCCGCUACGUUCCUGGCUUCGUUUAUGGAUGGCUGUCUUUGAUUUCUCAUCGAGUGUUCAUGUCUGAUAUGCUGAACAUGCCAAACCGUAUGGGAUGGGCGCCCUAUUGCGAGAUCAUGCAAGCGCUUCUUUCAUAUAUAGGCGAGCAGCUCAAGGCCGCUGAGAUCCAUUAUGUUGCCAAAGAUCUCUACAAGGGCGUCCUUCGCAUUCUGCUGAUUCUCCAUCAUGACUUCCCCGAAUUCGUCGCUGAGAACCACUUUCAAUUUUGCAAUGUGAUUCCCGCGCAUUGCGCUCAGCUUCGCAAUUUGGUGCUUAGCGCCUAUCCUUCGUCUUUUCAGAAACUCCCAGAUCCUUUCCGGGAAGGCUUGAAGGUCGAGCGACUCGAGGAAAUGCGAGAGAUCCCCAAGAUUGCUGGCGAUAUCAUUGCUCCUUUGCAGAAUGCCAACAUUAAGCAGGUCAUCGAUGAUGCUCUUCAAAGUGAAAGCAUUUCCGAUAGCGACAUCCAGCAAAUCUGCGAUUCUGUCCUUGUCACCGAGCCCAAGGAGACUGCUCUCUUUUACGUUCCCAUCAACGUGGAUGUUGUCCUCAUCAAUGCCCUGACCCUAUACAUUGGACAACAGGGCGUUGAGCAACACGCGUCGAAGAGCAAUGCUCGUCACGCCUUUGAGACUUCCGCCCACGCUACUCUCCUGGAGAAGAUAGCUCAAGCAAUGCAGCCCGAGGGUCGCUACUACUUGCUGAGCGCCAUGGCCAAUCAACUGCGAUAUCCUAACAGCCACACCUACUUCUUCAACCUUACCAUCCUGCGCUUGUUUGGGGUGGAUUUCUCCGACUCCGAUGACUCUGCGAUUCGACAGCAGAUCAUUCGGGUGCUUCUCGAGCGACUGAUUGUUCAUCGUCCUCACCCAUGGGGUCUCAUCAUCACCCUACAGGAGCUCCUUCAGAAUCGAAGCUACUCUUUCUUCCGCCUUCCCUUCAUUCAGGCGGCUCCCGAGAUUGGUCGUCUCUUUGAUGCCCUUCUACAGCACAUCCAGCAGCAAAGCCCUCGCCCCGUCGCGUAA